Molecule: messenger RNA, 7729 nt
Organism: Boleophthalmus pectinirostris (great blue-spotted mudskipper)
Lineage: Eukaryota; Metazoa; Chordata; Actinopteri; Gobiiformes; Gobiidae
Product: protein bicaudal D homolog 2-like
Exons: 10
Coding region: 505-3072 (855 amino acids)
Biological process (GO): protein localization to organelle; microtubule anchoring at microtubule organizing center; regulation of microtubule cytoskeleton organization
Cellular component (GO): cytosol; Golgi apparatus
Molecular function (GO): dynactin binding; dynein complex binding; cytoskeletal adaptor activity
Source: RefSeq, a predicted model, not a curated record
UUCAGAACAAGACGAAAUCAUACUGAUACACUCAUUCGGAAAUUUAGUUUAAUUGGUAAUGCUGGUAUUAUUCCGUCGCUUCUAGCCUAUGCCUACUUCAGUUAGGCGUCCCAGCUGUGAGUAAGCAACUCAAAGCGCGCACUUUGUUACAUUGUGUUUAGCGUAAAAGGUUGAAACCGGAAGUCAUGUAUUUCUUUCCACCGCCUUGGCUCUGGUAAGUUUGCUGCGGAGCUGUCGACGGUAUAAGCCGGGGGAGAGGCGAAGGAACAGGAGCGCCUCAGCGAUGGAGCAUUUCUAAAGGACCAGACUCCCCCGUACAAGACCAGCGAGUUUGGAAGACUACAUGACCAAAGAAGCGUGGCCAGCAACGAGAAACGCAAACGUAACAAUCAUGCAAUUCAAAUACAGACGAAUUUAAGCCGAGCGCUUCUUCUUCAAGGUUAACGCCGCAUCCCUCUUGUCUCACAUCGGCUUGAACGUCAUCUGAUAGCCGGGGUAGCGAUCAUGUCCGUGGAAGAGCAGCAGCUGGGAUAUCCCGACAACAUGCCCGUGUGGAUGAGGGCUGAGAUCGAGCGUCUCUCCCGGGAAUUGACCGAGACCACGAACGAGAAGAUCCAGGCGGCGGAGUACGGGCUCGCGGUGUUGGAGGAGAAGCAGCAACUCAAACAGCAAUACGACGAGCUGGAGAUUGAGUAUGAGACCAUCAGACAGGAGUUGGACCAGUUGAAAGAGGCUUUCGGACAAGCCCACUCCAACCACAGGAAGGUGGCUGCAGAUGGGGAGAGCCGUGAGGAGUCCCUGAUCCUGGAGUCUGCCUGUAAAGAGGCCUACUACGAGCAGAGAGUCCUGGAACUGCAGAACGAGCUCCGUCAAACCCGCAACCUACUCACCAACACGCAGUCUGAGAACGAACGGCUCAAUACCAUUUCACAGGACAUCAGAGAGAAAAACCAGAUGGUGGAGCUGCAGAGGAAUCAGUUGCGUGAUGACAUUAAGGAGUACAAGUUUCGUGAGGCCCGUUUGCUGCAGGACUACUCUGAGCUGGAGGAGGAGAACAUCUCACUGCAGAAGCAAGUCUCUGUGCUCAAACAAAGCCAGGUGGAGUUUGAGGGUCUGAAACAUGAGAUCCGGCGAUUAGAAGAGGACACAGGUUUUCUGAACAGUCAGUUGGAGGAUGCUAUUCGUCUAAAGGAGAUCGCAGAGAGGCAGCUGGCAGAGGCUCUGGAGACCAUCAAGACUGAGAGGGAGCUGAAGGCUUCUCUCAGGAAAGAGCUGUCCCACUACAUGAACAUCGGAGAUACUUUCUACCACAGCCCUUUGAGCAUCUCCCUAGACGGCCUUAAGUUCAGUGAUGAUGCCUCCACGGAGCCCAACAACGACGAGGCACUGCAGGGAUUUGAAAAUGGCUUCCACAAACUGGCCAACACUAUUGCCGAGGAUAACCGUGUGUUCACUCCCACCAAGGACGAGCUGUCCCGGCCUGCCCCCAGCCUGGUGGAUGAUCUGCUGAGCGAACUUAACAUCCAUGAGAUACAGAAACUCAAGCAACAGCUAGUGCAGAUGGAGCGUGAGAAGGUGUCUCUGCUGUCCACGCUGCAGGACGCUCAGAAACAGCUUGAACAGGCCAACGGGGCCCUGUGUGAACACCAGGAGAAGGUCAGCCGCCUCACUGAAAACCUCAACACCAUCCGCAAGCUCCAGGCUAGCAAGGAGCGCCAGUCUGCCCUGGACAACGAGAAGGAGCGGGACAGUCACGAGGAUGGAGACUACUAUGAGGUGGACAUCAACGGGCCCGAGAUCCUGGAGUGCAAAUAUAAGGUGGCUGUGUCUGAGGCAGGUGAACUGAAGGAGGAGCUGAAGACCCUCAAAGCAGAAUAUCAGACCUGUCAAUCACGUUACGAAGAAGAACGCACCCGACUGGAGAAUGAUGUCACCACGCUCGGAGAAAAACUGUCCGCUCUGGAGAAAAUCAGUAACACAGAGAGAGACGAGAAGAACAGGCUAGAGAAAGAGCUGCGCAAGCUGAGCGAUGUAGCUGGUGAGUCCCAGGGCAGCCUCAGCGUGGCCCAGGACGAGUUGGUCACUUUCAGCGAGGAAUUGGCCACUUUGUACAACCACGUGUGCAUGUGCAACAAUGAGACACCCAACAGGGUCAUGCUUGACUUCUACAAGGAGGGCAAGGGCGGACGCAGCAGUCCAGAGGGACGUGGGCGGCGCUCUCCCAUCCUCCUCACCAAAGGCCUGUUCCCAGACCAAGGUUACCAUAGCGACGGCUCUCCCUCUCCAGUCUCCUCUUUACCAUCACCUGUGUCCGAUCACCGCAGAGAACCAAUGAACAUCUACAACCUGGUGGCGAUUAUUCGGGAUCAGAUCAAGCACCUCCAGUUGGCUGUGGAUCGCACUACAGAGCUUUCCCGGCAGAGGGUGGCCACACUGGAGCUGGGCACAGUGGCAGACAAAGAUAAGGAGGCAUGCAUGGAGGAGAUCCUCAAACUGAAAUCCCUGCUCAGCACCAAGAGGGAACAGAUUGCAACACUAAGAACCGUCCUUAAGGCCAACAAACAGACCGCUGAAGUUGCUCUGGCCAACCUUAAGAGCAAGUACGAGAAUGAGAAGGCUAUGGUGACUGAGACCAUGAUGAAGCUGAGGAAUGAGCUCAAAGCACUAAAAGAAGAUGCCGCCACCUUUUCUUCACUCCGGGCUAUGUUCGCCACACGUUGUGAUGAGUACGUGACCCAGCUGGACGAGAUGCAGAGGCAGCUAGCUGCAGCAGAAGAUGAGAAGAAGACCCUGAACUCUCUGCUGCGGAUGGCCAUCCAGCAGAAGCUGGCCCUGACACAGCGCCUGGAGGACCUGGAGUUUGACCACGAGCAGACGAGACGUGGAGGCACCGGGGGGCGCUCUAAAGCCCGCAGCAAAGCCCCUGCUGCCUCCUCCACAGGUUCACAUGUAAGUCAGAGUCUGUCUUGCUCCAGCUCAGGGCGCCCUGAGCUCAACACAGCUCUACCCAGUGGCAUCAUAGGAGGUCCCAUGGUAUUCUGCAGUGAGAAGUACAAGAUCUACUGCGACUGAGCGGCGCAGAGCCGCAGCGGACUGCUGUGUACAGCCUUAGUGUUACAGAGCCCCACAUGCUCGCUUAGCUCCCUCUAGGGACUGCUGUGUCUUAACCAGCUGCUUGUGUGUGCUGUGUCAACCUUAGGGGAAUGCCCAUGUACAGUGUGCACUCGACGUCUGGACUGUAGUAGACAUUUAUGGCAUGUGGAUUGUAGGGCCCUGCUUGUACUGAGGGCAUUGUGGAUUUUCUGGAGUGUCUAUUCUUUCCGCUGUCAUAGUGCCGUACGUAUAAGUUAAGGUGGCAGCUUUUGUGCUUGUCUGUUCUGAUCCCCAGAGUGUACUGCCUGGUAAUAGUCACACACUACACUUGAAUGGGGAAUAUAGAGGAUGUCAUAGAAGGGUUCUGUGUCUGCCCUUCAGCUCGCUGUUGGCAUUGGUGCUCCUUUGAAACAAGCCCCUUCCUCCUCUUUCUCUGCUGCCUCCAGGACUGACCUGUCCAGCAGCCCUCUGACGAAUCAGGUCACUCUCUACAAUGAAAUGUUUACAGGAAAUAAACAAGCAAAAUAUGCAAUCCUCCUCCAGCUUCUUGCUCGAGGAAGACUAAAUGAAUAUUUACAUGAUGUAUAAAACUUUGUAAGUGGGUUGGAAUUGGUUUGUUGGAAUUGUUUGGGCAGAAAGGAGCACCUGUGACCAUAGGUGUGUAUAUCAGGAUCAUUGUAAGCUGUGAUGCUAGCACACCAAUACAAUAAGAUAUGUAGAAUCGCAUGGCUUUGCUGCUGAAACACUAGCUUUUAACAAAACACUUUUCUGUUGCGUGUGGUAUGAGAGACAUGCUACGUGCUCUGCAUGGUAAAGAUACUAAAGUGGUGUCUGGUAAAACACAGGAGGGCUAUUCUGUACAACCCAUCAUGUUUGCAAUGGAUUCCAUUCAUAGCCAUAAAGAGAAAGAAAAGUUUGACAAAUCAAACUCCACUCCCAAACAAAGUGCACUUCAGCACAGGUGCCUCGGGUUCUACUCCGAUCAAAUAUUGAUUUACUGUGAACGUAGAAGCUACGUAGUUUGGUUCAUAAUAAGCUGUUUAAUGUGGGAUAACUCUUAAAAGAGCACAAAUCAGAAGGCACCACACCUGGAUAUUUAAAUUGGGACACUAAAGUAACAGUCCGGCAAAGUGCCUGUCAGUAUAAAUCUAACCCGCCUGCCCUUGUGUGUGAACUGAAGCAUUUAUCCACCUUCCUCCUUCUCCUCUCUAUUUUUGGACCAGAGUCAAUAAUGUCUGUAUGCUGUUGUGACUGGAAACCCUUUGCUUUUGUCAGUGGCCACUUUUUUACCAACUUCUUUCUUUGUAGAUGGUUAGCCGCUGGCUUCCUCCACAUCACCACUCACCCUUUAACUAAAGUAUAUUUGUCAGGUAACAUCCUCCAUCUGUGUGUUCUGCCUGUAUGUACAUGAAUGAGUGGCCCUCUUGUGUAUUAUAUUUUUAUCUUUAUCACAAAUAGAGGGCCAGUCAUGAUUUAUUUUAAAUGUGUGUGACGUGUAUGAAGACUAAAUGACGUACUCUUUCUAGUUCUUACAAUUUUUCAUAAAAGCUUUAACCCUUUGCGAGCUAGCAUUACGCAAAUAUGAAAAUAUGUGGGGCUUGUGUUUAUUACCCUCUCUGUGGAAAAUAGACAUGCUAGCUUUAUGAUGCUAAAAGCAGGGUUGAAGAAAGACAGUCCUGCCAGAUUUGUACCUACUAAAGAAAACGUGCUAUGUUAUCAUAAUGCAACCAAUUAAGAAUCUUGCAGGAUCUUAUAUCGUCUUCUCUACAGUAUAAAUAGAGAAACUAUCAUCAGCCCUGCUUAUGUGUGCGUGUAUAUGUUUAGCACACAGCAUGGAGACUAAGCAGUUAUGGGAAAAAAACUAAAAGGAGGUUAGUCACUCCUGCAUUUAAGAUAUUGUGUUUCUAUCAGUUUGCGCUGAUUGAGAAGAGAUUUGAAGAGUAGAGAAAGGAAAACUACUCGUGUGGUUAAGAGGAGAUGUGAGAAAUAAGCUAGACAUACUGGCAGUCCGCUCCAGAUGUCUGAAAAGGUGGAGAAAUGAGUCCAGUGUUUCCAAAGAAAGAAACUUCUGGACAUUUUUUUUUUUCUAAGGAGGAAAAAUACUGGUCUAGUGAUUGACCAGAGGACAUUGAUUCAAAUUAGUCCCUCCCCUUCUCCUUGUACUCUCCUUAGGUUGUAGGCAGUAGGUAGGUAGACUCUAUAGAUUUGUUGUUAGAAAUAUACCCAAAUCCCUUAAGCACAGGAGUCUGAAUUAAGCUCCAUCUAGUUUGUAAUCAAUGUCUGGAUUUUUUUUCGGGUGUCAACAGAAAGGCUCCUCCUACCUCUGCAUGCAGGCUCCGCCCAUUCCACAUAAUUUUCAUAUGUCAUGUUUUUGUUUUGUUUUUUGUUUUUAAAGCCUGCAUGGUAUAUAUGUGUCUAUUGACUCACAUGACAUUUGAGAAACCCCCAUUACCACUAGCUUUACAUUGGUUUGAAAUACUACUGAGUUACUGGCUUCCUAACGUAAUGACUUGGACUAACACUAGCUGUUUAUUUGGAGUGUCUUUGGAGUUGUUUGGAGUUAACAGCUAACCAAAAAUACAAAUGCUGAUUUUUUUUUAUAUUUUUUUUUUCUCCGUUUUGCAGUAAUUACAUGGUAGCCCUGUGUGGAUGAUGAAGUACCAGCACAAGGUUCAUUCUUCAUUUGAAAUUGGGCUCGCCAAAAGAUGCUAAAGCCUGUUUGGACUAUAAAUAAACAAAAACAUUUUAUUUACACUGAUUGGAAAAUGUAUGCUGCUAUUGGAAGUCAAAAUGCCACGACUUUUUCAAUUGGCCAAUGACAACCCCCAAUGCGAAGCCAGAGGUCAUGGGGGUAAUUUCUUAAUGUCUAAACACUAACAUGUUUCGUGUUAUUUUUGUUUUUAUUUUAUUAUUUUAAUUUUUAAUAUGUGCACUUUCAUCAUAGAGGAUUAUAACUAUUAUUAACCUAUAGGAAAGUGUGGUAGAACUAUGGUUUGUGGAUUACUUAAAAUAGCUUAUAUAAUAGGAAAAUGAGUUGAAUUCCUGAAAUUUAAAUUGCUACAGUUGUCACAAACCAUGGUCAAACCACCAGAUUUUAUUCAUUCGCAAAAUUAUGUUACAUUAAUGUUAUGUCUUUCUUUUAUGUUUGUUCUACUGCCAUAUUCUAUACAAAAAUCCAGGGUGAUCAAAUUCUGGGGUUUUUCAUGUAUUUAUUAUUCCUAGAGGAAUAGCUCAAACUAAUGAAACUUGACAACGCUCUGUUUCCAAAAAGGUAAGUUGUGCUUUGGGAAAUCUUCUGUGAUGUGAUACACUUUUCCUUUGCUUCUUACCAAAAGGGCGUUCCACUGAAAAAACAGGAUCACUGACUUCUAGAAUUCUCUGCAAAUGCAAAAAUUAAAGAUUCCAAAUUGGAAUUGUUUCAUUCUCUCUUCGUUUUUUAUUGUGCCAAAUCUUGGUACACCGUGGGUCGAGACUAACUCAGAAAGAAAACAAGCUGUCGGACGUAGUUGGUUAUGAGUGCUGUUUUUGUUUAGCUCUUCGUUUCUGACCAGUAGUGCCUUUCAUUGUUUCAAGGGAGAAUUUUAGACAAAGUAUUUUAUGUUUGUUUUUUAUAGACUAAAGCGUUUCAAAAUGACUGUGAGCAGCAAUAAAUGCAAAAGACGGGGAAUUUCCGCCCUUUUUCUGCAUGUGCGAGAUGAUAGUUUUAAAAUGAGCUCAAUAAAAGUGACGUUGCAUUGAAUUCUACAGGUCAGUGAUCCACAUAUUUAAAUCAGGGGUAUUAAAGAAAAGGUUGUUUUUUAUCAAACUGCGGGAAACAUAAGAAGUCCCUUUGGCCUCCUGUGAUGUUGAACAAAAGCCCCCAGCAUCUAUAACGUGCUGGGGAAUGAUCAGUGUGUAUUAAUGGAAACAUAUCUAGCUUUGUUUGGUGAAGGUAAUGUGAUAUCAAUAGUAUUGUUGAAAAAUGUGCAGAAAGCGCAUUUUAACUUUUUUUUUUUCAUUUAUUUUUUAUUAAAUCUUUUUACAUCAUCUUUUGAGCGUUUUCAGUAAACAGAAAACAGAAUACGCAUCAACAAGCUUGAUUAGUGCCAUUCUAGCCAAUGCUUGCUUGUUGACGCACACAUAUAAAGUUACCAAUAUGGAAAGAAGUGAAAAGUCAAAGUGCAAUUUUUACCAAUGUUUUACAUGAAAUAAGUUUUCUGUUUGCUGGAAGCUAUAGCAUUGUGAUAAUGAAUUAGCUGUGCAAACUUUCAUAUUGUGUUCUCAGUAUUGAUCCAUACAGAAACAUCUUUAUAUGAAAUUCACCUGUAUGUUGGUAUUUAUUUGAAUUUGUCAUGCAGUACUGUAUUAUCUAUUAUGUGCAUUAUGAUUAGUGGCAUAAUGUUCCAAGCUAAAUGUCAUAUGCAUGUGUCUCCAGUCAUGGGACCUUUACACAGAAGAAGCAAAACAAACAUGGCCGAUGUUUAGGAUAUAUAUAAGAAAAAAAAAAGUUUUGUAUUGAGAAAAAAAAAAAAAAAACAGUUUGCUCUAUUUGUAUUACUGCUGAAGAUAUCCUGAGAAAGUGUUUGUUUUAGAGAGGUGGUGCUGUGUAAGGGUAGUCAUACUGGCUAAAAUCAAUAAAAGUAAGACAAAACAACUA